This is a messenger RNA of Seriola dumerili (greater amberjack), 1267 nucleotides long. RefSeq lists its product as uncharacterized. The record is from RefSeq and is a predicted model, not a curated record. Lineage: Eukaryota; Metazoa; Chordata; Actinopteri; Carangiformes; Carangidae. The transcript is spliced from 4 exons. Bases 593 to 1267 code for a protein of 224 amino acids.
UUUCCUGUUGUUCCUCACAGUGAGGACAAAGAAGAAACACAGAAGCACAAUAAUGAAACAAGAUGAAGAGAAAACUAUCAAAGGAACUCAAUGAAUCAAAUCAGAUCCAACAGAAAAACUCGAAACAACAAAGAAACUUUAAAUCACAUGAGAAAAACUGGAGCAAUGACAUGUACAAAGACGAGUGUGAUGAGGCUCCAAGCCAAAGAUGAACAGGAGUCUAGAGCCAAGCAGCAGCUCUGUGAGGCUGGGCUUAGACACAGUGCUGCUUUCAGCUACAUGCUAACAUGCUAACAGUGACAAUGCUAACAGGCUGAAGUUCAGCAGCUACAAAGUUCAUCAUGUUGGUUGUUAUAGGAAAUGUUAGCAUGCUAACAUGGGACAGAUUCAAAUGUGACCUGAUGAUGGCGCUAGAUGAAAAGUCAGAGCAUCACCAAAGUUCCUACAGUCGAUCCUCAGGGGAACAUGAACGUCUGAACCGAUUGAAAUGUGAAUAUUUGUUGAGAUAUUUCAGUGUGAAGAACAAAGAAAAGAGAAGAAGAGACAGUCAUGUUGAUAUGAACAUUAGAGAAACACAUGAUGGAGCUGAAAUAUGAUCCUGGUUCAUAAUGUGGACUCCUUCACCUCAGCUGACACAUUCAGCAGCAGACAGGUUUUUGUAUCAGUCUUUUUCACUGUGGGAGGAUACGGGUACUUCAUCUUUGGCUCUGGAACUAAACUGUAUGUAACAGAUGAGCCGGUAGUGAAGCCCGUGGUGAGCGUGUACCCAGCAGCAUCCAGAGCCCACCUGGAGGGGAAGAGCUCCCUGCUGUGUCUGGCCUCAGCCAUGUCUCCUCCUCUGGUCCAGUUCUCCUGGAAGAGACAGAAGGAGGAUGGUUCUCUGGAGGAGCUGACCCGUGAUGAUGGAGAGCAGCUGGUGCUCACAGAGCCGGGACGCACCGCCGCCAUCUUGCUGAUCCACCAGCCAGAGAACAGCACGUAUAAAUACCGCUGCUACGUCAAGCACGAGGGCGGCACAGUGGAGGCCCAGACACAACAAGGUGAUGAAGGCUCGCUGACUAGGUUCCAGCUCCAGCAGCCCCCUGUCCUCCAGAGAGAGAGCCAGCACACCUGGCAGCUCUGCAGCAAGAUGACUUGCAGGGUGAAGCUGCUCUGUCUGCUCUACACAGUGCUGAUAGUGAAGAGUCUGGUGUACUGCUGUGGACUCUCUCUGCUGAUGAUCCUCACAAACAAGGGACCGUCCACCAACUGCAGACGUGCUGACUGA